AUGCAUUUCUAUAUUGACUCUGCUCAACACAGCAUUGCUUUUUCUUGGUAUAGGUUAAGAGUCCAGAUCUAUUGCCAGGAAAAUCUGUUUCCAAAGAUACAAGAAGUCGUGUUAGAUGCAUGGUCUGCCUACUCGAAGCCGGUGCCUUCAAGCUGCAGUGAGCUCCUGACUUUGUUUCUUCAGUGCUGCUGCAUUGCCUUGCUGACAGGUGGCCUCCUCUACAACUGGAUGUUCUCCUCACUAGAGUAUCCAUUUCACCUCUCCUUUGCAACUGCGGUUUCCUUCAGUCUGCUACUUCUACUGAUCCUCUUCUUGGUGCAUCCUAUCCGCUGCAUGUUCACCAUAAUCAUACCUACGUUGGGCACUAAACAAGGACGGAGGCUGCUCUUGUCCACCUGCUUCAUGAUCGUGGCAGUUAAUAUCUUACCAAACAUCAUGGACAACAUUAAAACCAUACUGCAGGUUAUUAAAUGCAUUUGCAAGGAUUCCUCAGACAGCCUUUUGAACUCAACAACCCUGCUGGGAAAAGCUUCCAUGCAGUUUGGUCACCAGAUCAAAGAAGUCACUGACAAAAUGGCAGAUAACUCUCUGAAGCCCAGGAAUGGACAUUUUCAGUAUGCUGUGAAUCACAGUAGUUCCUUGGUGAGGGACCAAGUGCUAAUUGCUAGUCAGAAGAUCAAGGAUGAUUUCUCUGCUGUCGAAUUGCUGGUCAAACAGGCAUUGCUGGUAGCCAACAGGGUGGCUGCUGGCUUCUUCCUGUUCUAUCUCCUUUUUGAGUCCGCUUGGUAUUUGAAAAGCUAUCUCACCAACCUCCAAUUUGACAAUAUUUACAUCACCAAAAAGCUGGAGGACUUGGCUGUGGACAAGAAAGCAGCCCAUCUGCUGACAUGCUCACCCAAAAAACUGAUCAGAUCCACAGGCUUGAAGCUGUCCCGGGAGGAAAAGAUGGUGUGCCUGGUGCGCAUGAUGCUCCUCACUUUGGUCCUGAUGCUGACAGCGGUGAUCAUAGCAACGGACUACAUCGCCUUCCACUUGGCAGAUACAGCAAUGAAUGAGGUGGCUCAGUUUCCCAGGGUGCCCAUAACGCUCAACAUUAAAUAUGAUGCUAAAAUAAACAUUCUGCCCUUUAUCUGGAAAAUUUUCAAUGGAGUCACUUCUGGAGAACAAUCCAUUGUGAACUUCGAAAGAACUUACCAGCAGAAUCUGACCUUCAUCUCUGCCGAUUGCACAAUAAAACGGCCAAGCCCCCCCAACAACUUUGUGGCCCUUGCUGUCGGAAUGCUCUAUUGCAUCAUCUAUGCCAUGAUCUUUCUGGAAACGUACGCACAACGUUUGUGCCGAAAAAUCUCUGCCUCCUUCUUUGAAAGACAAGAAGAGCAGAGAGUCCAGCACCUUUACAGAGAGCUAUUAAGGAAACAAGAAGAAGGAGCAGCAACUGAAGCAGGGGAUUUGUAA
Molecule: messenger RNA, 1455 nt
Organism: Caretta caretta (loggerhead turtle)
Lineage: Eukaryota; Metazoa; Chordata; Testudines; Cheloniidae
Gene: OCSTAMP
Product: osteoclast stimulatory transmembrane protein
Cellular component (GO): membrane
Source: RefSeq, a predicted model, not a curated record